AAGGUUAUGACGUCAUCCUGCAAACGUCGUGGUAUUUUUGGUAAAAGAUAAAAAAAAAAAAAGCAAUGAAACCGCCGUCGAAGUCAAAAUCCGAGUCCAAGGUGCAGAGACAACUGCACGAGGACGCAUGGCGGAAAGAAUUGGAAGCGAUUAGCAUAAACGACGAGCACUGGUGGUGCAUGAUAACCAUGAUGGUGGAGUCGUCAGCAGAGCACUCGCAGUACGUGUCCAUGUUGAACGAAGCAGCCGAAGGUGACAGGCGAAAGUCCGUAUAUCUCUUGAGCGCGAGACAACUUAUAGCAUCCGUUAAAACCCUCUCGAAAUUUGAGCUGGAUAAGUGUCCAACAGUUCAGGGUAUUUGUCACUAUGCUAACAAGUUCCUGUCUCAAGGAGAAGGUUCCUUGCCGACCUGGCUCCUGGCCAGGAUGAUCAAGUUCCUGGUAUAUCGUGCCAAGGUCGAGAACGUGACACGAGCCAGGCGCGAAAUGAUACUCAAGCGUGACAUCGAGAUGGAGAAUCAGCAUAUGCAAAUGGCUGACAGUCCCGGGGUGACAAGUGCGAGCAAACAGCGCAAAAGGACACCGGCCGAGGACUCGUACGCGAAUGCCAAAGCAAAUACAAGGCUGAGAAAGCGCGACGAGGAGUGGCGUGAGAAGGUGUACGUCGACGAUGCUCCAGAGGAUGGCCCUGACCUUUACGUAGUUCUCGUGGGGUUCUAUGAUCCGGAAUUGGUGCUGGAAUUGAUCAGGCUCGAUGUUCCUCUGACAGCUGUACUGAAGGUGAAGGGACCUGAGGAUGUAAUUGAAUUCGGUACGGACGAUGCUGCCGCGACGAGGAAGGCUAAGACGUCUACUGGUAUUGGUUUCAGUAAACUGAGUCUAGUCAGGUUUUGGGACGAGUUCGAGAAACGUAUAAAAAAUUCUGAUACCACUUUGGAUUACUGCUGUCUCAUGCGGCGUACCUUUUGUCCCCCUGCAAUAUUACCACUCGAUACCAACUCUCAGUUUGAGGCUGCCAAGGCGGAUUUGUACGAUAGAAUGUCCUACAUAGUCUACGAUCUCUAUGACGUGUAUAGGCAGCAUGUCUCUUACGUGAGGAGUAUGAAGCUUCAGAGCGGAAUAGUCGAGGUUAGUAAGAGGGAACGAGAAAAUAUGAAGACGUAUCACGAGAUCUUAGAUUCUAUGCCCGUGGAAGCUGCGAUCGUUCCAAUGAUACUCGACGCUAUGUUGACUCAGGUCGAGGACGAUCUUGGUUCUUCGACGAGUGACUUAAGUGAAAAUUUGGAAAAUUUGGAAAAAAAAAGUGUAGUUACGUACGAGGGUGAAGUGGGAGAAAAUCAUAGAAAGAGACUCGAGGAAAAUCGAGAUUUGCGGAUGAUUCUUCAUGGUGACGAUUUGACUUUGAAUAAUUGUUUGGCUGAUGCGAGGAAUGGAAUUUUUCGUUUCACGGAAGAGCGUGUUUCUCUUUUCGUGGAAAUUUUGAAAAAUCUUGACAACGUUUUACGGAAUAUGGGAAUAGCUAGGAUUUGGAGGGAUUUUCCAGAAGUCAGCCGAGAUACACUGAGACUGUACGAAUAUCACAUGGAAAAGUUAGGAAAGUGUUUCGAACCCAAAGCAAUGAACGUCGAGAGCGUGUAUCAUUACAUUAAUCUCAUGAUAUUCGAUAAAAUGAUUUUUAAAUUCGAUAGUGUCGAAAAUAAUACGAGGAGUAAUACUCCAAAAAUUAAUUCAUUUUCAGAUAUCACAUUGCAGGACUCGAAAUCCAAAUCGAUAUCGGAUUACAAAAUUUCUUACUCCAGGGAUGAUAAUUUAUUUUCAAAAAAUAAUACUUCGACUCGUUCCUUCAGCGAUAGUCGCAUUGAUUAUGGAAAAUCAAUGGAAGAAACGUUCGAAUGUAUUCCUCUGAUUUCUCUAAUAGAUCCCCUUGAAAUGUUUGAUUACACGUUGGCAGAAAAAAUGAUACUUGAGACCACCGGAGAUCUACCCCUCAGCGAAUUCGAUUCGAUGGAAUUACUUUCAACCUCGAUUUUUUUGCAAACGGUAUGUACCUGUUUACGUCAUUUUGACGAAUAUCAGUACAGAUAUUCCCAGCUGACGGAUUCAGUUCUGUUACAUUUUUAUCACACGUACGAACCCGACGGGGUGUUCGAGAAACGAAAAUCAGCGACUAUAAGAACCCCAGUCUGUUUGCGUGAUUUUUGCGAUUAUGUACUCAACGAAGAAGCAGACUGGUUACGAGGCGAGGAGGAUAAAUACAAAAAUGAGAUAAAAAAAGUCAAAGAUACAACAUUAAAAUUGAUGAACAUCGAAGAUGCGAAAACACGUGCGGAAGACUUUCGAGAAUUCUGCGACGAAGAUUUUAUCCUUUCAUCUUCACUGAAGGCAAAAAGUAUAAAUAGGACGCAGAUCUCCGUGCCGAUUCAAGGUACCGAAUUAAAGAACAAAACAAAAGUUACUUCCGCGCCGAAAGAAAGCAAAGAGAUAAAGGUCAAGUCGUCCGGUAAGAAAGGAGAAAGCAGAGAAAAAAAGCUCGAAAAGAAACUCGAAAAAAAGCUCGAAAAGAAACCCGUGGAAAGUGAGACGUCGUUUUUACCACGAAGAAAAAUCCUCGAAGCGCGUUGCGCGCGGGAUGAAGAUCCUUACGAUUUUAUUGGAUACGAUCUAGGAAAGAGUCGUAUUCAAAUUUCAAGUACUGAAAAUUUUUUUUUUUCCAAAGACGGUACCUCGGUACGGGUCUAUCGCGAGGAAUGGUUGUAUCAAAAAACCCAAUUGCACAUUACCAUAACAUAUCCAGAGUGCAGUUUGAAAUUGUGUCACGUAGCAAAUGGUUCGUCGUCACAUAUGUAUCACUUGAUGACAAGAGACGGUGGAAUUUUAGCGUUUUCCAGAGACGAAGAUAGUAUUCAAACGAAUUCCUCUCAAGUAAUAACGAAAAAAAUUAUCACACAAUUUCGUGCUUCGUUUUCUUCUGGAUUGGUCAUAGAACCAGUACUCUUAGGGAAUGUGGAAACUCCACUUUACGUACAGCAGCAUUACGUUUCAAAGGAACAAAACUCACUUGACACCGAUAAACAUGAGAAAUACAGAAAGUUUCUUAGAAACGGAACAGUACUGAAGUUCUUAAUGAACGGCGCUGUAAUCGUUUUACGACCAAACGGUACCAUUGUCAAUUGCCACAGUUUCGAAAGGAUUGAAAAACAAAAAAAUGUUGACAGAACAGUGUCAAAGAUCAAGAAAGAUUCUAGCAUAUCACUGAACAAUAAAUCCAAAAGGAAGAAUACAGUUGAGUCACGUCGUCAACGUGUCCACGAAGAAGAUCAAUUAUCCAAGAUCUCAGGAGAUGAUCAGGCGAGUAAAAAGAUUUUUAAAAAACAAGAAAACAAAAGUUUCCACAGUUAUCACUCAUUCCAUUCGCGCGUCAUCUUAUUAUCUCAUAAUUGUUUCAUUCUACUCCCCUUUUUUGCCCAUACAAAAAAAAAGCAGACAAGCUCGAACACAGACAUAUCCGAUUCCACUGAUUUUCGAAUAUCCGAUUACACCGUUAUUGAUCACGAUGGAAACCAUUAUCAAGUUUCGAACGAUCAAAUCGUUCGCCAAUUUGAUGGAUUAAUCGUCAGAAAUCAAUCUGAUUAUGAAGUCGAUGAAAUAUUUAUUCGUAGGGCUGACGGAACGAACAUGUUACUCAAUUCGAAGGGCGAAUUGAUUACAUCGUUUACGGAUGGGACAAGAAUCGUUACUGGGUACGUAAUCGAAUCGGAAUCAAUAAUUUGCGAUUGGUCCAUCCAAGAGUUGGAAAUGUACUUUGGACAAGGCGGAUCAGCUGAAAAUAUCUCGGAUAAUGUUUCUGACUCGAAUUCAAACCGUGAAAGUCACACGGAUCUGGAUAUGAUGAGGAUAUUGAGCGAAGAUUCCUUUGUGCUGAUAGCGUUGACCUGUCGCUUUGAACAUAAAAAUUAUGCGACCGUGAUGUACGAUCAGUCUACACUUGGGUGCACGUUGUUAAUGCCUAACGACGUUGAAGUUAUGAUAUCGGCUGAUGGACGUUACGACAUAAAGGUGAAGUCCGAAGUGGCCCUAAAGAUUGACAAAGGACAAUUGGAGUUUUCGAGAAAAAUUUGUCAAGCUUGCCAAGGAACUUCUGUGUCCUUUUAUAAUUUCGAUCGAUUCAAAGUUAUUGACGACGAUCUUAUGGGAUCGUUAUUAAGGGCUAAGGAUAUGUUUGGAAAUGUUUUUAUUGUGAAUUGGGAUGGUACCAGUGAUUAUAGAAAAAGUUCCAUUAAAAGUGAUCAUUUAUGCGUGCCAAGUGAUGAUUUCACUUUGAGAAGUAGAUAUAGAAUUUUUGCUAUGAAAAGAGACUUAUCUGGUUACGAAUACCAUCAUAAAUCGGUAUUGAUUGCACAAGAUAAUAAAGUUACAACUGAUAAGGAUACAAGUAUUUUUCAUUGUCCUGUUCCUGCUCGUUCUGAACUUUAUUAUAGUAUGUCACUGACGCCAUGGAACCAAAAAUUUUUUUUUAAAAAAUGGCCUCAGCCUUAUCACGUUUCUGAACUACGAGCGACUAAUUUUGAAAGAGGUCAUUUCAUACGAAGUACUUAUUCAAUUCCAUACGAUUGGCUUUUUCCAUUUGGUAAGAACGGAAAUGGAAUUUUUGCGAAUACGUGGAAUUUGACUUUUAAAGAAAAUAUGGAAAACAAAAUUUUACCGGAUUUUUUCAUUAUUCGAUUACUGCAGCAGAUCAAGCAGAGAGACGAUAACGUUAUAAUUAAUCUACGGAAGGCCCUCCAUCGUUAUUUUUAUUCAAUGAUCAAUGAGUUCGGUGAAUACCGAUCGUACGUACCGAAGAAUGAAAAAACCAAAGCUGAAACUGAACUAGAGAUCGAUUUGAAAAUUAUUUUUUUGGGUUACAAGAAUACAAUAAACCCGAAAUAUUUCCAAGAAGGUGUGUUUUCCAAGCAGAAUCCGCCAGUGGAGAAAAAAAUAAAAAAAAUCAUUACCGAAAGGAAAGAGCGUAAAAAGCAAAGAAAGAGCAAAGACGAAAUAGAAUGGUAUCUCAAAUGCAGAAGAGAGAAUACAAAAAUUCCAUAUUUCGAUUUAGUAAAUGGCGCUUGUUUCCUAUGGGUAAAUAAUUGCCUAGAAAAGACCCUCGAUUCCAUUCAUAAGCAAGAGGAGUAGAAAAACUUUAAUACGUUCCUGUAUAUCCGAAAAAUUGAACCAUAGAGCACAAUGCCAGUGUGAAGAUACGCGAGAAAUAAGGGUGGAAGGAUAUAGAGGACGAGGGGUCUCAGGAAUAGCAAGUGAAGAGAAUGGAAAAGAGAAAGCUUAGGAAAGCUUUGUCAAGUGGCAUUUAUUUCUUCGUAAAAUGGCAAAUUCGUUUUAACCCUCGUCCAGAAAGCUUCACGAUGGAACUUUAAGCUUUUCAGCUUGGUGCGGCAACCAAUACGCA
Cephus cinctus (wheat stem sawfly) is the source of this 5442-nucleotide messenger RNA. RefSeq lists its product as uncharacterized. Lineage: Eukaryota; Metazoa; Arthropoda; Insecta; Hymenoptera; Cephidae. The coding region runs from base 66 to 5171 and encodes 1701 amino acids. Gene Ontology annotation, biological process: axonemal central apparatus assembly; epithelial cilium movement involved in extracellular fluid movement. The transcript is spliced from 10 exons. Gene Ontology annotation, cellular component: axonemal central apparatus. The record is from RefSeq and is a predicted model, not a curated record.